AUGCCAGCUGACUUGAUUGGAUAUUUAUAUGCUGCUACUGUGGCUGCUGGUGGCAUUAUAGGCUAUGUUAAAGCCGGUUCCAUCCCCUCGUUGGGCGCUGGUUUGGCCUUUGGUGCUAUACUUGGCGUAGGUGCACAUUUUAAUUCACAGGAGCCCCCACGUCCACUCUUGCAGUUGGGCACAGCGGCUGCUUUGGCCGGCAUGAUGGGUGCACGUUGGCAACGUUCCGGAAAACUAAUGCCUGCUGGCAUGAUUCGUGUGAUAUCCGUGGCAGCCAUAUUGCGAAAUUUGGUUGCAUACAACCGGUACUUGCCCCUCCCAGGAAGGCAACAGUAAAUGCGUAUCGCUGCCUAUAUUGCAUAUAAACUCCAUUAAUUAAAGCCACGCUUAAUU
This is a messenger RNA of Rhagoletis pomonella (apple maggot), 393 nucleotides long. Its product is annotated as transmembrane protein 14 homolog. NCBI's taxonomy places the organism in Eukaryota, Metazoa, Arthropoda, Insecta, Diptera, Tephritidae. Bases 1 to 336 code for a protein of 111 amino acids. Gene Ontology annotation, cellular component: mitochondrial membrane. The record is from RefSeq and is a predicted model, not a curated record. Gene Ontology annotation, biological process: regulation of heme biosynthetic process. The transcript has a single exon.